AUGUCUUAUCUGAAUCCGGAUCCUGCAAUAUUCAACCGAUGUCAGAAUUACAUCGAAAGCUGUAAGAAGAGCGAGGAUCCAGUCAUCAAAUGUUCGGAUAAGAACAAUGCCCUCAUUGCAUCAGACACGUACUGCGGUUACAUCAAGUCAACCACUGGACCAUUCGCAGAGUGCAUCAAGAGCGGAAAGGUAGACUGGAAGUCAGCCUUUGCUGCUUGCAAGAUAGAUGCUUGCGCUUUUGUGGACAAACCCGAGUCCAUUAAAGAAGUGAUAUGCGCUGAUGUGGGAGAAUUCGCCAGCGAAUGUCAGUUGAAUGGUUACCAACCUUCGAAGGUUUGGAGAACAACCACAUUCUGUCCAAUGAAGUGCCCUGCUAACAGCGUAUAUGAGUCAAAGAUGCGUCCGUGCCAACCGACGUGUAUCAAGCCCGAACCAAUCUUCUGUGAGGAUGAGUUGAUGGAAGGCUGCAAGUGUAGUAAAGGCUUCAUCCGAGAUGGUGAUUCGUGUGUCCCUGAGCAGUCAUGUGGCUGUUGGGAUGCAGACAAAAACUAUUACACGAUUGGUGAUGAGCGCAUAAGCUCCGACUGCACGACACUUUAUAAGUGUAUCAAAGUAGGAUCAGUCGCCAAGCUAGGGUCCAGUGAGCUUAAACCUUGUGGCAAGGAUGCUGUAUGCAGACCUGGAGACAAAGGGGUAUAUACCUGUGUCUGCAAGAAAAGAUACCAAGGAGAUGGAUUCAAAUGCACGAAACAAUGCACAAAUGUUGCAAAGAGAUGGACGGGGGAUAAAUGUGUCAACCGCUGCGCUCCAGAGGAGAUCUGGGAUAACACCAAGAAAAUCUGCACACCGAGUUGUACUCCACCGAAAUCAUGGGAUCUCAGAUUGAAGAAUUGUACAGAAAAAAUCUGCACCUGCAAGGCUUGGGGAGAUCCCCAUUACCAUCGUUACGACGAUUUUACCAGAAUGAUCGACUUCAUGGGUGUCUGCAAAUAUGUCUUCUCCAAGACGACCAACUCUGACGUCGCGUGUUCCUUCUCCAUUGAGGUGAAGAACGAAUAUCGAGGCAACACAAUUGUGUCUUUCGGUAGGAUGAUGGACCUGAAGAUGGGAGGUUUCGUUGUCAGACUUCACAAGGACGGAUGGACUAGGGUCAGUGGCCUCACACAAAGAAUGCCCUUUAACCUCAAACUCAAAGGCGGACAUACUCUCAGUGCCACAAAAUCUGGAGCCAACGACUUUAAGAUAUCAGUGCCAACCUGUUCCUUCGCUUUGUCAUUCGGUGGUCAAUAUGGAGGUAUUGUGACAUCUCUUGGCCACUGGCAGUAUGGAGGUGCUGGAAAGCUUACUGGAAUGUGUGGUGACUGCGAUGGAAUGGCAGAUGCCUUGACUAGCUUCAAUAAUUAUCAGGUUCCCGAUGACUCGGAUGUGCCAUUAGUUAACUGUAAGAAGAGCGAGGAUCCAGUCAUCAAAUGUUCGGAUAAGAACAAUGCCCUCAUUGCAUCAGACACGUACUGCGGUUACAUCAAGUCAACCACUGGACCAUUCGCAGAGUGCAUCAAGAGCGCAAAGGUAGAUUGGAAGUCAGCCUAUGCUGCUUGCCAGAUAGAUGCUUGCGCUUUUGUGGACAAACCCGAGUCCAUUAAAGAAGUGAUAUGCGCUGAUGUGGGAGAAUUCGCCAGCGAAUGUCAGCUGAAUGGUUACCAACCUUCGAAGGUUUGGAGAACAACCACAUUCUGUCCAAUGAAGUGCCCUGCUAACAGCGUAUAUGAGUCCAAGAUGCGUCCAUGCCAACCGACGUGUAUCAAGCCCGAACCAAUCUUCUGUGAGGAUGAGUUGAUGGAAGGCUGCAAGUGUAAUAAAGGCUUCAUCCGAGAUGGUGAUUCGUGUGUCCCCGAGCAGUCAUGUGGCUGUUGGGAUGCAGACAAAAACUAUUACACGAUUGGUGAUGAGCGCAUAAGCUCCGACUGCACGACACUUUACAAGUGUAUCAAAGUAGGAUCAGUCGCCAAGCUAGGGUCCAGUGAGCUUAAACCUUGUGGCAAGGAUGCUGUAUGCAGACCUGGAGACAAAGGGGUAUAUACCUGUGGCUGCAAGAAAGGAUACCAAGGAGAUGGAUUCAAAUGCACGAAACGUGGUAUGUCGAGCUGUGGCUCGUGGCUUCUUCUCGGACCUAGGAUCGAGUCCAAACCAAGCGGCCUUGGUGGCCUAACCCUAUCUACCGUAGGAGCCACAACUCUCACCACCGGCCCUGAAGGUAUCAACGCAUGGGUUUUCACCGCGCAUAACUACGUUAAGAUAACCAGUGACGGAAAGCUGGAUAUUGAGCGUGAUAGUUUCACAAUCGCGACUUAUCUUUACCAAGACGUGCUUAGAGACGGGCCAAUCGUGGAGUGGAGAGGAAGAGGAGCUUACGGAACUCACAUGUGGAUUCAUGGAGGCAAGCUUUUCACCAACCUGGAUGCCCAUACUGGACACAGCCAUAUGCAAUUUCAUAUUGCUCCACCAACUAAGAAAUGGUCGUUCGUAGGGAUCAGCUACAGUCAACAAACUGGCAAUUUGGUGAUGUGGGUCGAUGGUAAUGUUGUCAUCAAGAAUGUCGGAGCCAUAGGACUCCGAGACAUGUUGGGUGAUUUGUACGUUGGACUCAGACCGGCAAAUGGUGGGUCCAAAUUCACGGGAAAGCUGGCCGGAACAACGCUGAUGAGAUGUGCAGUCAGUGGUAAGGCCCAGAUCGAGGAACUUAGGAAGCUGAUCAUAAGUAGAGCCAAACCUGCUACAUGUGACACGCAAAUGAAGACCAAGGUAGCUAGUGGAGUGACAUAUACAUUUGCCGGGAUGCAGUAUUACUGCAAGGAUGACGGGAAGUAUGCUGAAGUCAAGAAGGUUGGCAAUUGUGCUAUCCCUUUCAAAUACAAGGGCGUGUGGUACAGUGGAUGCAUCGAUUCAAAACCAUGGUGUUCAAAGGACCACGUCUACACCAAAAACUGGGAAUAUUGUUGAACCCGAACAUAUCGACUAACUUUUCGCAUGGUCUUAGAACCAUUGUACUCCAAUAUGCUACACAAAACUACUAAAAACGCUAUCAACUCUAAAUCUUUCGAUAAUAGUGGAACUUUCUCUUGAUUUUCCGAUGUAAAGAGAAUUGCAUUUUAUUUUACAUCAAUCUUGAUUCUGUGGUUGUAAACAAAGGCGCAUAGUCUUGUCAGGUUCUAAAGAAAUAUUUCAAAGGAUUACUGGUCAGAACACUUUGUAUCCAACUACCAAAGUAAUACUGGUGGAAAAUGUAAUACCAUUGUCUCAUUAAAGACACGCUUUGAGAAUGAAAAAUAUUAAGACAUUAUUGCGAAUAGACGCGACCGACUUUCGCUUACCCGUUUUAGAAUCAGCAGUCAUAGGUGGAAAAUUGAGACGAGGAGGUUUGUUCAACCUAUCAUUCCUCGAGAAAACAGAUUCUGUCAUUUUUGUUCUGCUUCUAAAAAUAUAAACUGUGUUGAAGAUGAAAUCCAUGUUCUUUUAGACUGUCCAAAUUUUCGAAAGGAUAGGGAACUUUUUAUCGAAAAAUCCAUCCCACAGUACCCUUCCGUCAACCUCCUAUCAAAAAAAUUCAUUUACCUAAUGACUGCUGAGGGUGAUUUACUUCAUAACGUUUCAAAGUUUUGUGCAAAUAAUU
This is a messenger RNA of Lineus longissimus, 3670 nucleotides long. RefSeq names its product IgGFc-binding protein-like. The coding region runs from base 1 to 3000 and encodes 999 amino acids. The transcript is spliced from 14 exons. The record is from RefSeq and is a predicted model, not a curated record. NCBI's taxonomy places the organism in Eukaryota, Metazoa, Nemertea, Pilidiophora, Heteronemertea, Lineidae.